GCGUCGGGCUGCGGGAGCCGCGGCGGCACGAGCAGGAGGAUGGCGGAGGCUCGGGACCGGCUCUAUCGAGCGGAGUACGCUAAGAGCGGCCGCGCCUCUUGCAAGAAAUGCAGCGAGAGUAUCCCCAAGGACUCGCUGCGCAUGGCCAUCAUGGUGCAGUCACCCAUGUUCGAUGGAAAGGUCCCACACUGGUACCACUUCUCCUGCUUCUGGAAGGUGGGCCACUCCAUCCGGCAGCCUGACGUCGAGGUGGACGGGUUCUCUGAGCUGCGGUGGGAUGACCAGCAGAAGGUCAAGAAGACGGCAGAGGCUGGGGGAGUGGCAGGCAAAGGCCAAAAUGGAGCUGGUGGCAAAGCAGAGAAGACCUUAGGUGAUUUUGCCGCAGAGUACGCCAAGUCCAACAGAAGCACAUGCAAAGGGUGCAUGGAGAAGAUAGAGAAGGGUCAGGUACGCCUGUCCAAGAAGAUGCUGGACCCAGAGAAGCCACAGCUGGGCAUGAUUGACCGCUGGUACCAUCCGAACUGCUUUGUCAAGAACCGAGAAGAGCUGGGCUUCCGGCCUGAGUACAGUGCCAGCCAACUCAAAGGCUUCAGCCUCCUGUCGGCAGAGGACAAAGAAACCCUGAAAAAGCAGCUCCCGGGGGUCAAGAGUGAAGGAAAGAGAAAAGGUGACGAAGUGGAUGGGACAGAUGGAGUGGCCACAAAGAAGCCUAAGAAAGAGAAGGACAAGGACAGCAAGCUAGAAAAGGCACUCAAGGCCCAGAACGACCUGAUCUGGAACAUCAAGGACGAGCUGAAGAAGGCAUGUUCCACCAGUGACCUGAAGGAGCUGCUCAUCUUCAACCAGCAGCAAGUACCAUCUGGAGAGUCUGCGAUCUUGGACCUAGUUGCCGAUGGCAUAGCAUUCGGGGCCCUCCUGCCCUGUAAGGAGUGCUCCGGCCAGCUGGUCUUCAAGAGUGAUGCUUACUACUGUACUGGGGAUGUCACUGCCUGGACCAAGUGCGUGGUCAAGACACAGACUCCCAACCGGAAGGAGUGGGUGACCCCGAAGGAAUUCCGAGAGAUUGCUUACCUCAAGAAAUUGAAGGUCAAAAGGCAGGACCGGCUAUUUCCCCCCGAGUCCAGUGCCGCAGCGCCAGCAGCACCUCCGCCCUCAGCAGCCCCGGCACCCGCUCCUACUGUGAACUCCUCUGCCCCAGCAGGUAAGCCACUGUCCAACAUGAAGAUUCUGACGCUUGGGAAACUCUCGCAGAACAAGGAUGAAGUGAAGGCUGCAAUUGAGAAACUUGGUGGCAAGUUGACAGGAACAGCCAGCAAGGCCUCCCUGUGCAUCAGUACUAAGAAGGAGGUGGAGAAGAUGAGUAAGAAGAUGGAGGAAGUGAGAGCAGCCAGCGUCCGUGUUGUGUGUGAGGACUUCCUCCAGGAUGUGUCUGUCUCCACCAAGAGCCUCCAGGAGUUGCUGUCAGCCCACAGCUUGUCCCCCUGGGGGGCUGAGGUAAAGACAGAACCUGUUGAAGUAGCGGCCCCCAAGGCGAAGUCAACUGCACCCGCCAAGAAGAGCAAAGGUCCCACCAAGGAGGAAGGUGUCAACAAAUCUGAAAAGCGAAUGAAAUUGACACUUAAGGGAGGAGCAGCUGUCGAUCCUGACUCUGGUCUGGAACAUUCUGCACAUGUCCUGGAGAAAGGUGGGAAGGUCUUCAGUGCCACUCUUGGCCUGGUAGACAUCGUGAAAGGGACCAACUCCUACUACAAGCUGCAGCUUCUAGAGGACGACAAGGAGAGCAGGUAUUGGAUCUUCCGGUCUUGGGGCCGUGUGGGCACAGUGAUUGGCAGUAACAAACUGGAACAGAUGCCAUCCAAGGAAGAUGCCAUUGAGCACUUCGUGAAAUUGUAUGAGGAAAAAACCGGAAAUGCCUGGCACUCCAAAACCUUCACAAAGCAUCCCAAAAAGUUCUAUCCCCUAGAAAUUGACUAUGGCCAGGACGAGGAAGCCGUGAAGAAGCUGACGGUAAAACCCGGCACCAGAUCCAGGCUCCCUAGGCCGGUGCAGGAGCUUGUGGGGAUGAUCUUCGACGUGGAGAGCAUGAGGAAAGCCCUGGUGGAGUUUGAGAUCGACCUUCAGAAGAUGCCCCUGGGGAAGCUGAGCAGGAGGCAGAUCCAAGCUGCCUACUCCAUCCUCAGUGAGGUGCAGCAGGCAGUGUCACAGGGCAGCAGCGACUCCCAGAUCCUAGAUCUCUCCAAUCGCUUCUAUACCCUGAUCCCUCACGACUUUGGGAUGAAGAAACCACCCCUUCUGAACAACGCAGACAGCGUGCAGGCCAAGGUGGAAAUGCUGGACAACCUCCUGGACAUUGAGGUGGCCUAUAGUCUUCUCAGGGGUGGAUCUGAUGACAGCAGCAAGGACCCCAUUGAUGUCAACUACGAGAAGCUCAAAACUGACAUUAAGGUGGUUGACAAGGAUUCUGAAGAAGCCGAGGUCAUCAGGAAGUACGUUAAGAACACUCACGCAACCACACACAAUGCCUACGACCUGGAAGUGAUUGAUAUCUUUAAGAUAGAGCGUGAAGGAGAGAGCCAGCGCUAUAAACCCUUCAAGCAGCUUCACAACAGGAGGUUGCUGUGGCACGGGUCCAGGACCACCAACUUUGCCGGGAUCCUGUCCCAGGGUCUGCGGAUAGCCCCACCUGAAGCGCCUGUGACAGGCUACAUGUUUGGAAAAGGAAUCUACUUCGCUGACAUGGUAUCCAAAAGUGCCAACUACUGCCACACAUCUCAGGGAGACCCGAUAGGCUUAAUACUGUUGGGAGAAGUUGCCCUUGGGAACAUGUAUGAACUGAAGCAAGCUUCACAUAUCAGCAAGUUACCCAAGGGCAAGCACAGUGUCAAAGGUUUGGGCAAAACUACCCCUGACCCUUCGGCCAGCAUCACUCUGGAAGGUGUGGAGGUUCCACUAGGGACUGGGAUCCCGUCAGGGGUCAAUGACACCUGCCUGUUGUAUAACGAAUACAUUGUCUAUGACAUUGCUCAGGUGAAUCUAAAGUAUCUGCUGAAACUGAAGUUUAAUUUUAAGACAUCCCUAUGGUGAAAUAUGCAGUGGACUGAGCCACGCCCCAGGAACUAUGGGGUGGAUUCCCCCAGGUGCUCGUGUAUUCAUGGACACACAGCAAAACCUCAUCUAAGCCGUCGAGGGGUGUUACUCUCGUCAAAUCUCCUAAGGAAGACUUUUCUAUGAACAGGUUCAAAGGUUUUCCUAACAUUUCAAGUCUCUUGUUCAUGUUGCUUUUGGGGUAGGAAGGUGGUUUGGGGGUUUUAUCCUGCCAGGCACAGCAGAUAGGGGAAAAGUCGGGAAGAGGAUUUUUGUUUUGUUUGCCUAGACUAGCUAGUCCUAUGGGGAAAAAUAAGCCACAUCGCAAUGUCUGCCUUACUGGUUCCCCAAGGAAAGAAAAUGUGCUUCCUCCCCUUUUUUUCAACUGUUCAUCUUUAGUUUGGGUUUUGACAAAACGAUAAGCAUUUAUUUUUAGCUAAAAAUAAAAACUAAUUUCAUACUAUGUAGAUUUCUUUUUUAUCUUGUAUUUACUGUCCCCUUCUUAAGUCUUUUGGGGCUUUUGUGUUGCUUUGGUUGUGAUGAUGGAGAUCAAACGGGAGCUUCCGCUUCUAGAAAUAGAGCUGCUUCUCACAGCUGUAGCUGGAGAAGCUUUCUGAAUAUGUAGUGUGGUCAAUUAGAGUUGCAUUUGGAAUUCUUGACUCCGUUCAUGAGCAAUUUUGUCUUCCAAAUUAAAGCCAUCUGUAAUCACCAAUAUAGCUACCCGAGGGCUAAUAGUUCUUGUCAAUUAAACUGCAAAUGGCUCUCUA
Jaculus jaculus (lesser Egyptian jerboa) is the source of this 3851-nucleotide messenger RNA. RefSeq names its product poly(ADP-ribose) polymerase 1 (gene Parp1). The record is from RefSeq and is a predicted model, not a curated record. Gene Ontology annotation, molecular function: DNA binding; NAD+ poly-ADP-ribosyltransferase activity; zinc ion binding. NCBI's taxonomy places the organism in Eukaryota, Metazoa, Chordata, Mammalia, Rodentia, Dipodidae. Gene Ontology annotation, cellular component: nucleus. The transcript has 23 exons. Bases 40 to 3084 code for a protein of 1014 amino acids.